Messenger RNA from Hirundo rustica (Barn swallow), 3104 nucleotides. RefSeq names its product ligand dependent nuclear receptor interacting factor 1 (gene LRIF1). Gene Ontology annotation, biological process: regulation of DNA-templated transcription. NCBI's taxonomy places the organism in Eukaryota, Metazoa, Chordata, Aves, Passeriformes, Hirundinidae. The transcript has 5 exons. The record is from RefSeq and is a predicted model, not a curated record. Bases 134 to 2380 code for a protein of 748 amino acids. Gene Ontology annotation, molecular function: nuclear retinoic acid receptor binding.
GCAGUUGUGAGUACGGGCGUGCCCGGGGGUUCGGCUCGCAGGGACGCCCCGCCAGGUGGAGGAAUGAGGUUUCUUCUGCCCCUUCGUGCCAAUUUGCAACCCUAGUUAGUUGGGGUACAGCAUUGCAGGCUGUAUGUACCGAGUCGUUCAGACAACGGGACCAGAUGGAAAAAACCUUCUGAAAUUGCUUCCUGUUUCUAAAACUUCUGGGAGCUCUGUGCCAGUAGUUCAGUCUCCAGCCAUGCCAAAUAAUUCUAAUGCAAAUGUUUCUAGCCCAGUCCGUCUUACUUUUAAGACACAGCUUGGCAAUACUGCUGCACCUUCAUCUAUUAAGAUACCUAUUUUUCAGCCUCCUAAUCCUGGAAAGAUUAUUCUUACAAGGACAUUAGACAAGCAGGAGAGUGCUAGGGCAGGUUCUGAAAAGGAAAGCUUGAUUCCAAGUGCAGCUGCCAAUGCCCAGAGCAGCUGUGCACCCAUGGAUGGAGUGCAGAACGUGGCCGUCACGAGCUCCUCUCACCAGAGCAGCACAACCUACAUGGUGAUGAACACCAAACCCCUCCCAGUGACUGUCAAGUCUCCAAUGCUGCCAACCGGACACCAUCUCCAGAUUCCAGCUGAUGCAGAAGUGAAAUCUGUUCCAGCAUCUCUUUUGCCACCUGCAAUACAGCAAAGAAUCCUGGCAGCUGCAGCCACCAAUGUAUCUGGAGGGGCUGACAAUACAAAAACACCAACAGUGAUUUAUGUGUCACCUGUGAACACAGUGAAAACCUCCCAAGUCCUGCCCAAGCACUUGCAGGGCUUUUGUCCCAAAUCUGCCACGGAAGUUUCAAAGACACUGAUAGUGACAGCUGCCCAAAAGGGAUCUGGUUCUUCUGAGCCAGUCACAUCCGAGGGGCAGCAGUGCCAGCGAACUCCCAUGAAAUGGAUCGUGCAAGAAACUGCCCCUCUCUCAGCAGCUUGUCUUAUCCCUGUAAAGUCUUCAAAUAAUGUGGCUUCCAAGAUCCUGAAAACUUUGUCAGACUCCAAGAAUGUAGAAGUUAAUCCUGCAAAUAUUUUGCCACUCUGUUCUAAUGGUCCUGGUGGAAGCCAAACCAAAAUCACACCUUUAAAAGAUAAUGCUCUGGUCAUGUACAAUGGGAAAGUCUAUUUAUUGACCAAAAGAGGCUCUGAUGUUCUGUCAGCCCAGGCUGACAAACAAACGUCAUCCUCUUCUGAUGCUUUACUUAAAAAGGAGACACCCAGGCAAAUUGAUUCUACUGAAGUCAAUAAAAUAACCAGUAAAGUGGUGAAUCUGGUGUUGUCAAAAAGCAAAGGAGUGGUGCUGUCUCAGAAAGACCCAAAACCAUCUACGGUCUCCAAAAAUUCAUCAUCACUUGGCUUAAGAAAUGACUUGAAAUCCACACCUGCAGCUCUGCUGACAUCAAGUGCUAAUCAGCAGGAUCCCACUGUAAUCCAUAGACAGAGUUUGCCCUUCACCAAGAGCAUUUCCUGCAGUGGAGUGAUCCCAGUUCCAGCAGUAGGGAUGCAGGAAGGUGUGUCGCAAAAUGGCAAAGACAUGAGUCAUUCCCCAAGUGCAGCAGGGGCUGUGUUACCUCAGGCUAAGCAGGAAUGUGCUGUCAGUAAAGACAGGCCAAAGAUCCAAUGUGAAAAGAUGGAUUCACCGGGAAAGGUUAUUCAGACCAAACACCAAGAGCACCCACACUGGAGACAAUACGUGGAAUUAAGGAAAAAGUUUGGUCUCUUUAAGGAGGAGAGAGUUUACCUUACAAGAAUACCAUUAAGGGCCUUCUGUGAGAAUCCAGAAGAAAGGGUUUGUUCCAGUGACAGCUUGGAAAGAAAAAAUGAUUCUUGCAGCUCAUCCUCAUUGGAUGUGGAAAUGAGUCAUCAUCAGGAAAGUUUUAAAGAUGAAAAGGUAAUUGUGGGUCUGGAAGAGGAUUUGACUAGGAGAAGGAAAAUAAAAUACUCACCUUUGUCAGACAGUGGCAAGAAGAGGAGAACUUCAAUUAAAUCAGCGACAGAUCCCAGUUCAGAAACCACCAGCUCGAGUUCCAGUGCACUUAACAGGAGUGUUUCACCUCCACCAGGCUCACCACAGUCAGGUGUUACGACUGGCUCUGUCAGAGUGUCCCAAGGGAGGGACUCAGAGCAGGACACGUCCCCCCGGUGCAGUGACACUACCCACCCGGGGAUUUCAGUUUUAGUGACAUCUGAAGAGGAUGCUUCCAUUCUGGAAGGUUCUUUCCGAGAUGAUGCUUUCCCUGUGGCUCCCCCAGACCUGGAUGAGACGAUACGGGAUGAAAAAAUCAACCGACUGAAGCAGCUCCUGCGGCAGCGGGAGGCGGCUCUGGAGGAGAUGCGCCGGGAAAUGCAGCAGAGCUGAGGCGCCUGCCCUGGGGAUGCCGACCUCAUGCAUCACCUCUUCAGUGACUUCAAGAGGAAAUCCCUUGCCUAAAUUAAUAUUUCUUGUAGAUGGAAGAACUAUAUGAAGUUUAAGUGUGUGUGUGUGUGUGUAUUUAGAGAACUGUAGGUUUUUGUUAAAUGCCAAAAAUAGGAGUCUUGGACCAUCAAAUUCUACUUCUAGGACAUGAUCCAAGAGCACAGACAAAGGGCAUUUUUACCAGCAUAUUUCCCAUAUUUUGAAUCGAGGGGUUUCUGUAUUAGUCUUAGCAAAUAAACUUUCCCUUUUCGAAUUCCAUGGCCUGGCUCUUAGAAACCCAAUGCAAAUUGCAAACCCUAGUUGUAGGUACUUUUUUGUUUGUUUUUCUCAUGUGCAUGAGAACUUUGUUGAAUUCCUGAGAACUGUAAAUUUUCAAAGGUCAACAGUUAGUGGUUAAUAAAUGCUAUUUAAAGGAUCUGGGAAUUAAACUUUAGACAGUAACGAUGGAGAUAUUUAUACAAAAGCUUUUGGAGAUGUAGAGAGAGGCAGGAGGAGCCAUGUGACAAUUGUUUGCAUUCAUGGCUCUCCCUGUCAUUAUUGUGAGCCUUUAUAAGGCCACGGCCAGCUGUGCAAUGUGGAAAUUUGGUUGUGGGGUUGUUUUGGAAGGGUGGGGUGUAUUUUUUUUUUUUAACAGAAUUCUGUUAAUAAUAAUUUCUUGAAGCUAAAA